Messenger RNA from Mycetomoellerius zeteki, 2551 nucleotides. Its product is annotated as protein FAM114A2. NCBI's taxonomy places the organism in Eukaryota, Metazoa, Arthropoda, Insecta, Hymenoptera, Formicidae. The transcript is spliced from 4 exons. Bases 450 to 2543 code for a protein of 697 amino acids. The record is from RefSeq and is a predicted model, not a curated record.
UCCAACACAUACACGCCGCUUACGUUUCGACUGCCACGCGCACAAGAGAAGUGCAGAGCUAACAUUUAACUUACGGGGCUUCGACGGAGUGCAACGGACUGCCCUGGACCGAAACCUGGAGCAGGCGAGAUCGUCUCGCAUGCGCAAUCGUCGCCGUGAACGCCACGAAGGCGUAUUGCGAAUGAUUGCGAAUUUAGCGUGCUUGUCCGAUGACUCCGUCGUCCACGUGACCGUCAACGUAUAUAAACACACGCACACGCACAUACGUGUGUGCGUGUACGGAAUAUGAUGUGGAGCAUAUGUUGACGGCAAGCUUACGCUGGCUUACGCCUCGACGCUGAAAAAGUUGAAUUCUUCGAUUCGCGAUAAGAUACUUAGGCGUCAAAAUCUGCCGAGCGUGUACACAGGAUUUCUCAUCUUUUCCAGGGACAGUCCCAUUAAACGAAGAGAUGGCGACGUCCGAAAGCGAUGCCGACUUUGAAAGCGCCGACGAGGAAUUGGGCCGUGGGAUGUUCGUUAAGAGAAACAUCCGGGCGCCAGUCUACCGAACGACGGUUGACUCCGAGUCAGACGAUGAUACUGAAUAUGUUCAACACGCGCCUUGCGAUAUCACCAACUGGCAGAGCAGAUCUGAGACUUUCCGAAUGACGCCAGAUGUGUUGACUGGUCGAAAGACUUUGGUCGAUAAUAAGGAUGAUAAGAUAGAUAGUAAUGUCAAAGUUGAAAGUAAUGCAUGUACUGCCAAGUCGAUUGGUUGUGUAGAAAAGGCUUCUAACGAACGAGAGACUACGUCCCCCUUUGAGUCAAGAAAAUCUUCAUCAAUCUCUGCGAUAUCAGUAAAGGACAAAGAAUCUGUGGUAGAGAGUAAUAAGAUCUUGGAAUCAGAUGUCAUGUCUGAAGUAGAAGCUACAAAAACCAAGUUGGAUAACAAGAAAAGUUUUCAAAUAAAGCAACAACAAAGUACUACUCGCCAAUUGGAUACAAAAAAAUUAGGAACUAGACUUACAAAGGACAAGGUCGAUGAGCCUUACGUCAGUAUAGCUAUGGAACUAGAAGAUUCAGCCAAGUGUUCAAAUGAGAAAUCCUUACUGUUUGUGAGCAAAAAUACAGAAUGUAAAUCAGAAGAAAAAUCAAAAACUCAAGUAACAGGUAAUCAAUUUAGACCAUCAAAUGAUUUGUCAGAAAUAGACAUGCCAGAAGAAUUAAAGUCGAAUAAAAAAUUUAAAGAAGUUUUUCAGCCUGAAGGUUGGGAAGGACUUGGAGAUGACGUCGAGUUGCCUGAUGAAUUGACAGAAGAGAAAUUGCAGCCUAUGUUACAGAGGCUCUCCUUGGCAAACAAAGAAGAGGACAAAGACGAAAGUUCUUUAGGAAGCUGGGGCAGUUGGGGAAAUUGGGGUGUAACUUCGUUAAUCAAUACAGCUUCUGCAAGUGUAUCUACUCUGACUAGUCAUGUGUCUCAAGGACUUACACUUUUGGAAGGUACAAUAGUACAGGAUCCUACAGAAUUGGAAAGGAUAAAGCAAAAUACAGUUCCUGAAACUGAUGGUGCACAGCCAGAGACCCAGGAACAAGAAAAUCGAUCGUUCAGUUCGUUCGGAUUUGGGAAUUUGAUAUCAGGAGUGUCUUCAAUUACAAAAUUGGUUGAAUCCACCGGUAGCAAAGUUAUGACGGGUGGUUUAGAUACAUUGGAGGCUAUCGGAAAGAAAACAAUGGAGGUAUUGCAAGAGGGUGAUCCAGGAUUAAAGAAAAAAAGGUCCUUUUUCAUGAAUGAGCCGGAGAAACCAAACUUAUCGCAAAUUCUCAGAGAAGCGAAGGAAAAAGCCGAAACUGAAAAGAAAACGAUCGAGGAACGCGAAUUAGCAAGAAAGGUGCAUUUCGAGAGUCUGUUCGAUGAUUAUCAGGGACUCGUUCACUUAGAAGCUCUGGAAAUGUUAUCAAAACAGAGCAAUAUGAAAAUUCAACAAUAUUUAAUCGAGUUGGAUACAAACGACUUAACAUCUGUGCAAGAAACAUUAGAAGAAAUCAAGGAACUUUGUGAUCUAGGUGAUGAAGAUGACGAUGAGAAUAAAGAUGAUAAAGAUUUGAAAAGCAGAUUAAAGAACGCUCGUCACGAUCUUAGUGUUGAUAUUACUUAUGAAAAAUUAUAUGAUAUUUGGACAGAAACGGAAAAUUAUCUUGCGUCAUCCACGACGUAUACAGAUCAGGAGAUCUUUCAGAAUGCUAUAUCGACAUUGGCACAGUUUACAGCACUCUCCGUAGAGAGAUUUCAUAAGACAGCAGAAUUGUUGUUAAUCAAAGAACGUCGCAGUACAGUGAACGAAGCAGAUGCCUUGGUACAACUUACCAAUGUUCUAUCCAAUCAGAUUAGCUUACUGGCCAAUUCAUUUUGCGAUACGUUACAUCAAUUUGCCGAGAUUACGAAAAAACCAGAUAACAUCAAUGCGAACAUAACAACGAUUUUCUUAGAAGCUGCAAAUGCAAAUUCAUAUAUUCAAGAUGCCUUUAGACUUCUUAUUCCUAUUCUACAAGUUGGUGCAAUCUAAUGAAUAAU